This is a messenger RNA of Photinus pyralis (common eastern firefly), 999 nucleotides long. RefSeq lists its product as uncharacterized. The transcript is spliced from 2 exons. The record is from RefSeq and is a predicted model, not a curated record. The coding region runs from base 293 to 706 and encodes 137 amino acids. NCBI's taxonomy places the organism in Eukaryota, Metazoa, Arthropoda, Insecta, Coleoptera, Lampyridae.
CGAGUCGAAUUUAUUGGCAGAGCGCGCUUGCGCGCGAGGCCAAUGAAAAAGACGAGAUAAUAAAGUCUGAUUAUGUACGAGUAACAUACUUAGCUUUAUGUUCGACUCGGAAAAUGUAGUUCAUGUAUGUAUUGAAAAUUUGCUGAAAUUUGGUAUAGAUUUCAUUAUUUAAUAACCAGAAAUAACAUAGUGUGCCUUUUGUGUUGUCAUAGAUACGUGUUGUUUGGAAAAAAAUCUGUUGAUGUGUAGUGUCAAUUUUGUUGGGUAUUAACUAAUUCUCUGUGCCCUAAUUAUGAAUCCAGAAGAAAUUGAUGGGUCCAACAGUAUACAACAAUUAGCCUGCAAUGCCAGAGAGAUGCUUUUACCAAGCAAAUCAAAAACUGUAUACGAGGCGGCAUACAGGGAAUACAGAAGGUGGUACUGGGGGAAGAAAAUCAAUUGCACCACGGAAGACUGUAUAUUGGCGUACUUUAAUAGUGAGUUGGUCUCCUAUAAAAGUUCUUCUUUAUGGAGUAAGUACUCGAUGUUACGAUCGACAAUUAAUUUAAAUGAGGGAGUGGAUAUAAGCAAAUUUCCCAGCCUAAUUCCUUACCUUAAAAGAAAAGGAGAAGGUCAUAAAGCUAAGAAGUCUUUGACAUUGGACAGAGAAAAUGUGAAUACGUUUUUGCUGAAAGCUAGUAAUAAAGAACAUUUGUUAAAAAGAUAGUUCUUAUAUUCGGAGUAGCUGGCGGAUGCAGGCGACAGGAAUUAGUUUCAUUGGAGACCACGAAUAUUGAAGAUCAUAAAGCUCACUUUAUAGUCAAACUUGUGGAAACGAAAACAAAGACGGAUCGAUCUUUCAUGAUUGUCAUGACUUAAUUCGAAAAUACAUGGCACUUCGUUCUCCAAAGACACCUCAUCGCAGGUUUUUCGUGAACUACGCGAAAGAGAAAUGCACGGUGCAACCAAUAGGGGUACACAAAAUUGCAAGUGUACCAAGUAUUGUGGCCAAAUUUUUAA